AAGAGUUUGGCAGUUUCUUUCAAAACGAGUCUAAUGUAAGGAUUCAACAAUCACAUCUCCAAUAUUUGGACAACUGUUUUGAAAAACUAUGUCCCAGCAAAAUCCAGCAUGCAAUUAUGCACAGCAGCUCUAUUCAUAAUGGCUAAAAACUUAAAGAAUUCAGAAUGUCUUCAGUAGAUGAAUGCAUAAGCAAACUUUGGUACAUUCACGUGAAGGGGAGCAGAAUAUGCCGCCCCAAAAUAUGCAUCUUUGGUGUAAGAAUUAUUUACGGUUGGCUAACUUUUUUAAAUGGAAGACAGGAGAAUCUCUAAAAAAAAAGUAGUAGAAGUUGCCCUUUGUGUAGGAAAUCUAUAUUAUUAGGGAAAUCUCCAUCCGUAAAGGUGUGUCCCUCUUUGUGCGGGGUGGGGUGAGGGGGGUGGAGGGGAUAGGAUGACUGAGUCUUUAGAAACUUUUAUCAAUGGGAGAAGCCUGGACUUCAAUCUGCACGACCACCAUAACCUUGUUUACUGUGCUUUGUCUGAAAACCUCCAUUAACUGGCUCCCGGACACAACUUCCUUCGGUUUCAGCUGAAGAUGAUUUUGAAGGUGAUGGCUUGACCCUUUCCCUGACCCUAUUCCUGAUGGUUACCUUGACCUUUAAUCCUAACAUUGAUUCUGUGACUUUUUCAUAACCUUAUCCAUAUCAUAGGAUGCAGGGAUUUGUAGAAGCCUUGAGGUGAAAAUUCAAGCUUUGGUCCUUUGGAAGGGUACACUUGGAAGAGGGAACAGCCUUUUGAAGUCUUGAGAUGGGCUUGAGCCUAUAUGUUUUAAGGAACGAGGCUGGUGACUAGAGCAGAGUGAAUGAGGGGAGUCCAGUCGGGUUGGGCAUUGUCAAGCUGGGGAAAUGAUUUAAGGAAAUAAACCCAUACCAUGCAAGACUAGUAACUGUUGCACAGGAAACACUAAUUGUUAGUUCCUAUUUUUAGUAUUUCCAUGCUAUGAGUGAGAAACACUGGAGUUAGCUCUUAGUGCAGGGCUAUGCAUAUGUGGUGAUCAAAAUUGCACCUUAGGCUGGUGUGGGUAAAAUUGUAGUAUAUCCAGAGUAUCUCCCCUGGCUUUAGUGCAUCUGUAUAUAAGGAGGCAUUCCUCAGGGGUGGGUAAAAGUUCAUCUCCAUAUCAAUGGGUAAUUCCUGGGCAACUAGGGCUUAUCGGAACCUGAGAGGUGAGGGGGAGGGCUGGUUUUCUUUCUGCAGGAGCAGGAAAGAGAGAUGGCCCCGGACUGCAGUUUGUAAGCAAUAAACGGGUUUUAAACUUUAUUUCUCCCACUGACUGAUUUUGAUUUUAGAGGUAUUUUGCCCCGGGAUUUCCUUUCCCCAGAUUUACAGUUGGUUAUCAUCAUCGCGACGGGAUGUCAGCAUACAAGAACUAGCUUCCUACACAGUGAACCACCAGCUUCACAGGCUGAGGUCAGGAACUUUGACCUACACCAUCUGCACCCAGUUGCAACAGACCUUCCCAACCCUGUAGCCUUGCCCUUGACGGAGUCAUCACAUCACCCUUGGAGGGGCUGGUGACCACGUUCAUCGGCCCCCAGUGACAAAGAGUGCAACCUUGGGCAGGGCACCCUUGUCCACUACCUGCUGCAGGAGCCGACUUCCCCAUGGCCCACCAAGGCUGCCUGAGUAAUGCCAGGGCGCCCCCUGCCUGUCCUGCAGACCCAGACACCACCCAUCCCCUUGGGCCACGCCUCUAGCAGGGACGUGUCAACUGGGAGGCGGGGCCAGCCUAGGGAUCAAGCUGGGAGGAACAAGGACCUUGCUUUCCCCGGUCCUCUCCUCAGCGUACAGCUGAAAAGAGCUGAUAUGAUUAGUCAGGCGAAGCCAACACACUUGGCAUUGCUCCAGAAUGCCUAAGCGGAGUUGUCGAUGAACCGGACAGCUCCUCACUGCGGUCAGGACCAACUGCAGAGACCAGGUAUCAGACUGGAUUCCUCAGAUUCCUCACUGCGCCGCACUGUUGUACUUGGAACUACUCUUAGCAGCAAAAAGUGGGCGGUCGCUUGGGAGGCCUCUACACAUGCGCGCAUCACGGACUCUCAACUGGCCAAUGGCAAACCUGGGAGACCGCACGUAGCCCUCCUCUUAUCUAGCCUGGAUUCGGAGCCGCUUUAAGCAUGCGCGUUAGUGCUUGCCCAGAGCCGUUACCAGGGCUCCCCACAGUGGAAGGAAUACGUCUCGGAGCGCACUGCGCAGGCGUGUUUUGUAGCCGCCCCGCCCCCGGCGCGGAUUUAAGCCAAUCCCAGCGGAGACGCCCAACGCCGGAGGCGCGCGCCCCGGGAGGAGAUGGCAGGGCGGCCGGUACCCUCGAGCGCGGAGCCCGCUGGAGCCCUGGACGCCGCUGGGAAGGCCGGAGGACAGGCCAAGUCAUCACAGAAAAUUGAAGACUUGAUGGAAAUGGUGAAAAAGUUGCAGAAAGCGGGAAGCCUAGAGCCCAGGGUUGAAGUCCUGAUUAACCGGAUUAACGAGGUUCAACAAGCAAAAAAGAAAGCCAGUGAGGAUCUGGGAGAGGCCCGGACUGUCUGGGAGGCCCUACACAAAGAACUCGACUCAUUGAGUGGAGAGAAAGUACGCCUGAAAGAAAUCUUGAGCAAAAAGCAAGAGACCCUAAGGAUCCUGCGGCUCCAUUGCCAGGAGAAGGAGAGUCAGGCACAGAGGAGGCAGACCAUGCUGCAGGAGUGCAAGGAGCGCAUUUCUGCCCUGAAUUCCCAGAUUGAGGAAGAGAAGAAGAAACAGAGGCAACUGAGGUUGGAUUUUGAGGAACAGCUGGAGGAUCUGAUGGGCCAGCACAAGGACCUCUGGGAAUUUCACAGGCCAGAGCAGUUGGCCCAGGAGAUUGGUGCCCUGGACAGCAGCAAGGAACAGUUGCUCAAGGAAGAGAAGCUGGUAGAGGCAAAGCUGGAGGAUGUGAAGCAUCGUCUGUGCUCCCAGUUUGGGGCCAAGGGCUGCUCAGCCAUCAGGGAGGGGCUCUUUCUCCGAAGCCAGGAGGCAGCAGCUGCAGUGCAUCUGUUUGAGGAGGAGAACAAGAAGGCCCAGGACCUCCUGGAGGCUGCUGCCCAGCUCCAUAAACAGCUGCAGCAGAAAUGCCAGCAGCUGCAGCAGAAGAAGCAGAGGCUCAAGGAGGAGGUGGAAAAGCUUGGGUUGCAGGUCCCUGCUCAAGCCCAGAGCGCACAUGAGGAAAGGUCUGGCCCAGGAGAAGCUGCCAAUCCCAAGCCUCUUGGAGUCAGUGAGGAGAAAAACACAGAGCUGCAUACCAAGCAGGGUUCUCUGCCCUCCUAGGAGGACCUACCUGCCUACAGCUUAUUCCAUGGACUUUAGGAAAUAAAGGCAUUAUUUCAGUAUAAUGGCCUCAACUGAGUCUGUGCUGGGGGUUGGGGUUUGCCUGGCUCAAGACCUCUGGCCCCUGAGACUGGGUGAGGCCUUGUCCACACUACCUCUUGACCUCAUCCAGAGUCCCUCUGCAGGCAUUCAGUGAAUGCUUCCCGAACCUCAUGGUCUCUGGUCUGCUCAUCCCUAGGGC
Molecule: messenger RNA, 3555 nt
Organism: Manis javanica (Malayan pangolin)
Lineage: Eukaryota; Metazoa; Chordata; Mammalia; Pholidota; Manidae
Gene: SYCE1
Product: synaptonemal complex central element protein 1
Biological process (GO): synaptonemal complex assembly
Cellular component (GO): synaptonemal complex
Source: RefSeq, a predicted model, not a curated record